AUGUCUAGGCUGCCUGUCGCCCGAACGCGCCGCGGAGCUGCCCCUUACCCGCGCGUGCCAACUCUGGUGGGCGGGGGUCUUCCUGGAGGUGGGGGUGGCAGUGGUGAUGGCGGCCGUGUCGCCGUGGUAACUGGCGGAGCCAAUCACGACUCUCCCUUCCGGGAACCGCGCGGCGCGCACCUGUUGCCAGGACGACGGAUCUCUCAACCACUGUGGGCCGCGCGGAGUGCGGCUGGACUUCCCGGCGUUCCCCGCGGCGGCGGGCGGGAUGCUGGUGGCGUCGACACGGUCGUGGCGCCAGGGGUGCGGCAGCUCCUGCUGCUGGGUCAGUGGACGCUGGCGGGCCCAGGGAGGCCCGGCUUCGGGCAGGCAGGCGACGGGGGCUGGCAGCGGGGCGGGUCGAGGACGCUGGCGGCCUUGGCCGAGGAGGGGCGCUGCACUGUUGAGCGCCGCGCCGACCUCACCUACGCUGAUUGCGCGCCGCGGUACAUUUCCUUCAGACCCGUCAUCCUGCAGGGGCUCACAGACAACCCUAGGUUCCGGGACCUGUGCUCUCGCGAAAGGCUGCUGGCCUUGUUUGGGGACAGCGUGCUCUGGCUGAGCACAGCCAACACCUUCAACCAGAAAGUGGCCCUGCCCUUCCAGGAGUAUGUGGAGCAGCUGCUGCACUCUUAGCACCCCAUCUUCCUGGGCAGUGACACUCUGUACUUCUUUGGGGACAACAGCUUAACUGCAUGGGCGCCACUCUUCCGCCAUUACACCCCACCCCGAUUUGCCCUGCUGGAUACCACCUGUGCUUACAGCUUUGGAAUAGCGGGUGGGAAUCCCGGUGUUCCCUUCCCCUCGUAUGAACCUGGGUUCUCAGAAGUGAUUUAUGGCCAUAAGCGCUGGUUCCUGUACCCCCCAGAGAAAACGCCAACGUUCCACCCCAACAAGACCAUACUGGCCUGGCUCCACAACACAUACCUUGCCUUGGCACCCUCUGCAAGGCCCCUGGAGAGCACCAUCCAGGCCGGGGAGGUGCUGUACUUCCCUGACCGGUGGUGGCAUGCCACCCUCAACCUGGACGUCAGCGUCUUCAUCUUCACCUUUUUCAGGUAGCCAGAGUAGCAGCUAGCUAAGCACCCCCAUCA
Loxodonta africana (African savanna elephant) is the source of this 1133-nucleotide messenger RNA. RefSeq names its product jumonji domain containing 8 (gene JMJD8). NCBI's taxonomy places the organism in Eukaryota, Metazoa, Chordata, Mammalia, Proboscidea, Elephantidae. The transcript has 10 exons. The record is from RefSeq and is a predicted model, not a curated record. Gene Ontology annotation, cellular component: cytoplasm.